AUGGCUACCACCACCACCGGUACACCCCUCACCGAGCACACUGGCUCCUCGUCGAGCUUGAAGCUCCUGUCUCGCUUUAGCUUGCCUCGGACGACCCACUGUCAGCCGAUGCGUGCGUUUCUGCUCGCUGGGGGCGAGUGGUUGGUGGCCAUCGCAGACCUCAAUCCCCGGUAUCCGCAAGAGGGUCCAGACUGUACUGGGAUUUCCUUAUGGGACCUACGCGACCUCUCGAGUCCACGUUGCGUCGCCGAAGCACGCAAACAGGCAGUGCAUCGACCAUUCGCUGCUGCCGAGGUGGACAAGAAAUCCGGCCACGUGAAAGUGCUGCUUGGCUACGACCACCUGGAAUGCGGCCAAGUCGCUGCGUACGAUUUCUCAUAUGAGGCUGCAUCCGGAGAACCCAGCCCUAUCGUGUAUGAGAUCCCUUCGCACCCGGACCACGCAGAAGGCAGCUCCUUGAUACGUUUGACCAAUGGCGGGGACAUAUUCGCCUGCGUAGUACAGGAUUACUCCCGGCUAGAGGAGUUCCGCAAUAAUCCAGAGGCCCAACUCAAGCCUCUUGUUCCUCCGGCCGGUGUAGAUGAAAUCUACUUGGUUCACAUGCCCACGAAUAAGGCACAGUGGCUACAUUCCCGACACCUCUCUUCUUUCCACCGUGUCCGGGUAUUCAUUUGUGACGAUCACAUAUACCUUCUAGGCCGUACACCGACCACUUACGUACUACGCCAUUACCGUUUCUCUCCAUCAAUACUCUUGGAUAGCAUCGACGACACUCACCUCGAUCUUGGGGAGCUCCUGGCCGAGUACGAAAGUCCGCCUCUAUCGGACCCAAGCAUUCCGUGGGGAUCUUGCGACUCCGAAGACGUCUUCCUGGACCCUACAUCCCAUGCCUCCGUUCUUGCGGCCCGUCACUGGUUCGCAGGAGGUUACUACAUCCGCUUUCCUCUCCAGGGAGAGGCGUCCGAAGUGCCGGAGAUCGUCAGCCUCGAGCCCGAGACCCAUCUGCCUGAUAACGCGACCUUCUUCCCGAGGUGGCUCGGGCGCGACCAGGCCUUGAUGUACUCCUCAGACGACUGCUUCGCCAACCAGGACAGGCUCUUCCGCCUGUCAUUCUCACACUCUGACUUCAAGGGGCGGCAGUCAGUCAGCGGUAUCGCUGUGCCUAGGCCGAGCACAGUCAGCCGAGAGGAUUUCAGUUGGUUCCCUCUCAGGCAGGAGAAUCAACUCAUGCUGUUUGGGGACCCAGCUGCUGUCACUUUAGACGAGGAGUCCGGGCGCAUCUGCCUUCUUCUUCACUAUGGGGAGGGGCUCAUCUUAUCUCGAAGUUUGUCCGUCUAGGCUUACUUCCUAGCUUUUUGCACGCAAUAGAAGCGACGAGAGCCUUGUAGACAAUCAGUGCAGUGGUUCUCGUCCGAGCCUUGGAUAUUGCUAUGAUCUGUGGGUACGCUUGCCCCAGAUCUGCUCCUUGUGAGUCCCUUCCCUGGAUCCUGAGUCAUCCAAGUCAUCUAUUUGUGAACGCCAAGCAAUAUCCGAUAAUGACGGUGCUUCUACGGCUGUUGACGUCGCUUGCGACAGAGAGAUGCGGACGGACCCAGACACAUCCCCAACUAUAUUUCACAAUUUGCACCGAGUUCCUGGCUUUGGGCUGGGCGAAUCCCACCGAUGUCGAAGUCUGCCGGAAUGUGACGUUUGCCUUUGCCUGAUAUUGGUCCCCACAGCUUGCUCGCAGCCGUUGUGCAUCGGACGGAUGUGAUGAGUCUUACCGGCAUAGGGCUGCCAUGUGCGUUUGUCUAUGUUGUGAUUAUCCGAUGCUGACUCC
This is a messenger RNA of Dichomitus squalens LYAD-421 SS1, 1819 nucleotides long. RefSeq lists its product as uncharacterized. The transcript has 3 exons. Bases 1 to 1338 code for a protein of 445 amino acids. NCBI's taxonomy places the organism in Eukaryota, Fungi, Basidiomycota, Agaricomycetes, Polyporales, Polyporaceae. The record is from RefSeq and is a predicted model, not a curated record.